This is a messenger RNA of Cryptococcus amylolentus CBS 6039, 1950 nucleotides long. RefSeq lists its product as hypothetical. The transcript has 9 exons. Bases 1 to 1950 code for a protein of 649 amino acids. The record is from RefSeq and is a predicted model, not a curated record. Lineage: Eukaryota; Fungi; Basidiomycota; Tremellomycetes; Tremellales; Cryptococcaceae.
AUGUGCUUCAUCAUCGAAGAUGUUCGAGAGCAGCUGCAGCACUGCUGCAAAGGACGUGAACAAUUGCCCGACGAGUCACGGAGGAAGAAGAACUCAAACGUAGCCCUCAAUCCGGGUGGAGACUGCAGUCCAGCCCAAAUGAAGUUCAUUGCUGGUGUCUUGAGGUAUAUCUCAGUCCUGGAAAGGGUGCAUGCCAGUCAAAUGGAUGCCAAGCGCCCUACCAAACGCCCCCCCGGCUUUCCCCAACACCGCCCUCUUUUCACUCCCCCCACCCAUACCGAUCUCUGGCUUCACGGCGAAGCCUUUGAGUCUCAAGCCGACACCGCUCUCCUGGAGCCUGUGCUCAUCUUACAUCCCCUCUUCUAUCCAAUGAUGGGGCUGAACAAAUGUCCUGCCCCUAAUUGUACAGGAAGUGUCAAGAAGAAGGGCUGGACGCACAUUCGCUCUCUCUAUGGCAUCUUUGGCAACGUGAAAGCGAUAGGGGAGCAGAUGUACUGCUCACAGCAUAAGGUGUUCUCACCCACCGCGCUGGGGUUUUGGAAAGGUCGCAAGCCAUGGGAAAUGGGCAAUUUCCCCCUCUUCUUUGAACAGGCUGCGAUGACUCGCGAGCUAUUCAAACUCAUUGCCGAAUUCCGGCCCAAGUCGUCAGUCGAGGCGGUCGUUGAGGGCCUUAACGCACAAGAGACCGAGAGAGACUUUUACCUUCUUUAUCAACAACAGCAGCAACACCAAACCUCAUCGCCAAUGGGGGAUAUAGCUAGCUUUCCCUUGGUGGAUCAGUCAAGGCUGAAGGUGCCAUCUGCGGGCCUCGUUCGACAUGCAUACGAGAUAUUUGGUGUACAGCGUCUGGAGGAAAGUUCGAGGUACAUGAGAAGUUUGGGAGGCUUGAUAGUCGGUGUGGACUCGACUAUGAAGGUCGCCAAUAAAGCGAACGUUGUUGGCAGGCAUCACUCAGGGGCUAUCGAGUCUGUCAACCCAUGGGGUGGUGGUCUUCUGACCGGGGUGAACGAAGACAAGGAGCUCGUAUUUUGGGAGUUCCUCCCUACCAAUUCGGCGGUCUAUCUACAAGCACCUCUGGCGGAAUACGCGGAGCAUUCGGCCGCCCUUAGCAUUGACUUCACUCGACAGGGAGAGGUAGCCGUCGACAAGUGCUGCGACUUCCGAUCUGACAUCACCACCGUCUCUGUUGCACUCAACGAUGCUUUGGUUGAGCGAAAGGGAGAGAAGGGUACGCCCACUGUUUAUCGCCCAGUUGAGGAGCAGGUUUGUAGGAUGGAUGAGAUGAAGGAGCGAAUGAUGCGCGACUCGGUCCCGCUUGAAGUGAGAACGAACCUGGCCAUCGAUAACCAGAUGAACCAUAUCCGGGCUGGUUGUCUUCAACACCGUCAUCCCCAUCUUAUAUCCAACACCAGUAUCAACGAGUCUUGGCACAAGAGGAUCAACAAUACGGUACGGGGCAUGGCGUCAAGUCUCCCCACUGUUGUCUUCUUGGUGGGUGACGCUGUCCUACGAAGCAAUCUCAAGAUUACCAUCACGAAUCAUUCCCAAUCGCCAGACUCAAUGUCAAGGAUGUUUCGCGCGGCCACCUUGGAGAGCCAUCACAUCUUCCUGCUCGAUGACAUCCUGCGGCUUCGACAUGCGCUCUACGGAGCUACACAGCCACGUCUGCCGGACAUAUGCCCUUCACAUGUCUUGGGAGUGGUACCUUCUCGUGAUCCCAGCGAUCAGGCGCUAAGGAAUCUACGGCGAUCCGUCCAGGGAUUUGCUGCGAUCAACCGAGAGCUGGAGGAGGCUGAGGCUGAGCCUCAGAUAAUAGACGAUGAGGACGACAUGGAGGGUAUCAAAGAGGAAGAGAGCAACAAGCGCGGCUUCAACAUGAUGUUCUUGGGUACCACAAUCAACGGUGAGGCCGACCAGGAUAUCGAUCCCUAUGUGAGUGUUGCCUCAUAG